Molecule: messenger RNA, 1843 nt
Organism: Phoenix dactylifera (date palm)
Lineage: Eukaryota; Viridiplantae; Streptophyta; Magnoliopsida; Arecales; Arecaceae
Gene: RCY1
Product: arginine-rich cyclin 1
Biological process (GO): regulation of transcription by RNA polymerase II
Molecular function (GO): cyclin-dependent protein serine/threonine kinase regulator activity
Source: RefSeq, a predicted model, not a curated record
AACUUUUAAUGCCCCAAAUUCUGAACGAAUCCCCCCUCUUCGUCGUCGCAGCUUCGGUAGAUCUCCCGAAGCUCUCGAAGUCGCUCCUCUCCCCCAUCUCUUCCCCUCCGAAGAGCUAUCGCCGAAUAAAAAAGUGACGCUUGAUACUGUUUCUGCGUCUCUCCGGAUAGAAUGAUAUACACUGCGAUCGAUACCUUCUACCUCACCGAUGAGCAGUUGCAGAAUUCCCCAUCGAGGAAGGAUGGAAUUGAUGAGGCUACGGAGACCACUAUUCGGAUAUAUGGAUGCGAUCUCAUACAAGAGAGUGGCAUUCUACUCAGAUUACCGCAAGCAGUGAUGGCCACAGGACAGGUUUUAUUCCAUCGGUUCUACUGCAAGAAGUCUUUUGCUCGCUUCAGUGUUAAAAGAGUUGCUGCGAGCUGUGUUUGGCUGGCUUCAAAAUUGGAGGAGAGCCCAAGAAAAGCAAAGCAUGUGCUUAUUGUCUUCCAUAGAAUGGAAUGCAGAAGGGAAAAUUUGCCGAUAGAGCAUUUGGAUGUCUUCUCUAAGGUUAAGGAUGUCUUAUCUAAGAAAUAUUCAGACUUAAAGAAUGACUUGAUCAGGACAGAGCGGCAUUUGUUGAAGGAAAUGGGUUUCAUAUGUCAUGUUGAACAUCCUCACAAGUUUAUAUCAAACUACCUUGCAACGCUUGGAACCCCUCCUGAAUUGAGGCAGGAAGCUUGGAAUCUAGCCAAUGAUAGUCUGCGGACAACCCUAUGUGUUCGGUUCAAGAGUGAAGUUGUAGCAUGUGGAGUUGUAUAUGCAGCAGCUCGCCGGUUCCAGGUCCCCCUUCCUGAAAACCCACCUUGGUGGUUAGUCUUCGAUGCAGAUCAGGCUGGGAUUGAGGAAGUAUGUAGAGUUCUUGCACACCUCUAUAGUCUUCCCAAGGCACAGUAUAUUCCAGUUUAUAGAGAUAAUGAUUCUUUCACUUCGAGAAAUAAGACUCCAGACCCUCAAGCUCAAUUACGAAAGGAAAGUCCGCUUAAUGGUAACAUUAACGAUACAAAUACUCCCAAGGCGAAUUCAGAUGCUAGUUCAUCCAAGGAUGCAUUGAUUAAAGCAGCCCUAGACAAAUUGAAGGAAUCUAAGAAAAAUGAUGAUGAUGCUAAAUCUGUUGCAGCUGAAGGUGAUGCUAAAGAAGAUCCCGGGGAGAAAGCGAAGGAUGAGAAUAAAUCAGAUGCCAACCUUGAAAGGAACCGGGACAGAGAAAGGGAACGGUCGAAGGCUAGAGAGCGUGAUAGCAGGGGUAGAGACUCUGAUCGUGAUGGUAGGGGUAGAGACUCUGACAGGGAUAGGGAGCGGGGGAGAGAGCUAGAACGGGAAAGAGAGAAAGAACGUAGACACCGUUCCAAGGACAAAGGCUCAGGACACUCAGAAAAAUCAAGGCAUCAUUCAUCACGGGAUCGCAGUGAAUACCAUAGCUUACACUCAUCUCGUGAGAAAGAUCGACACAGACACCACCCAUAUAGUUGAAGAAGAAUUUAUAUUGUGCCUUAAAAAUGUUGGAAGGUGAUUGUGCCAUUAAAUCCCCGAUGCCGUGUGAGAAUUGUAUCUCCAUUUGUUAGCAGAGAUUCACUUUGAUUACAGAGGCAGCUUCAGUUCACUGAGAAGCUUAUAGAAUACUAAGAAUAUGGUAGCGGCCAACUGAGUCUCUCAGAUUACAUGAAAACAUAUGUUCUUUGGAACACUUGUCAUCUGAGUAAUCUAAAGAUUUAACCUGCAACUCUUUUAGAAAAUUUUCCUGAUGUAGACCAUGAAAAAGCCUGAUAUUUCCUUUGUUUGUUUUGAAAAUAUGGUUUCUGGCGCA